AUGCUGUCGAGAAAUUUAAAGAGAUUCAAGCUAGUCACGUUUGAUUGUACAAACACUUUGCUGUAUUUUAAAAUACCCGUACAUCAGCAAUAUUUGAAGGUUGCAGUGGAAUCGGGUCAUAAAAGAGAGGAUUUUGAUGAGACUAAAAUUUAUCCAAGCUUUAAAAAACAUUUUAAGGAAUCGAAAGUGAAAUUUCCAAAUUUUGGACGACAAUCGAUUGGAUUUGAAUCAUGGUGGAGUACUUUAGUGCAAAAUGUCUUAUCGGAUGCUCAUCGAGAAAAAAGAAAGCCAGAAGAGUUUAAUAAAGUAGCUGACACUUUAAUUAAAUUGUACGAGACUAAGAAGUGCUGGAACAAAUACGACGGAUGUGAUGAAACAAUUAAGUCAUUGAAACAUCACGGAAAACUAGUUGGAAUUAUAUCUAAUUUUGACCCAAGGCUGCAUCAUUUACUCAGAGAUAUGAAUUUGCAUAAUAAUUUUGAUUUUAUAAUCACGUCAUAUGAGGCUAAUAUCGAGAAACCUGAUCGGAAGAUCUUUGAACUUGCUUUAGAAAAAUCAUUAGCACAGAAAUGGGAUAUGAUUUACCCAUCAGAAUCACUGCAUAUAGGAAACGAAAUAUCAACAGACUAUGAAGGUGCUAUGAAUGCAGGAUGGUCUUCAGUUCUAAUAGGAAAUGAUGAUCAGGGUAAUAAGAAUUGCUUUAAAAGUUUGAGAGAUUUCUAUGAUGCAAUCAACUCUAAGGAGAUUGAGUUGUAA
Molecule: messenger RNA, 756 nt
Organism: Chironomus riparius
Lineage: Eukaryota; Metazoa; Arthropoda; Insecta; Diptera; Chironomidae
Source: the annotation of a GenBank genome assembly